AUGUAUCUUGCUUGUGAGAGGAGUGACCAAUAUAGAGCAACAAAGAAGUUAAAACAUGCUGGCAACAAUACAUCAAGAAUAACCGGUACGAAGAAGUGUGGUUGUCCUUUUGAUAUGAGGGCUCACAGGUUUACCACACAUGAUAAAUGGACAUUGACCGUAGUAUGCGGAUUGCAUAAUCAUCCACCUGCGGAGCACCUCGAGGGACAUUCAUAUGCGAGGAGGCUAUCAAAGGAUGAGAAAAUAUUAUUAAUGGAUAUGUCAAAGAGCAUGGUUCGGCCAAAAGAAAUCCUAGUAACCUUGAAACAGCGAGAUGCCCUCAAUGUAAGCACACUUAAAACCAUUUACAAUGUACGCCAUCGAAACAGGGUGGUACAGAGAGCUGGAAGAUCACAGAUGCAACACUUAUUGGGUGAAUUGACCAAGUAUAAUUACAUUGAGCGCCAUCGAUAUCAGCUUCCUCUUCUUGAAAUUGUGGGAGUGACAUCAACUGAAAUGACAUUCUCUGUAGCUUUCACAUACUUACAGUAUGAGAGGGUCGAUAACUAUGCGUGGGUGUUAGCUACACUGCGUGAUGUCAUGGAUGGGUUUGUUGUGCCAACAGUUAUUGUUACUGACAGAGAGCUAGCCUUGAUGAAUGCCAUACUGAAGAUAUUCCCAAGUGCCAGACAUUUAUUAUGUCGUUGGCAUAUCAUGUAUUCAUCUUCUGAAAUUCAAUACGAUGAGCGUCUUAAAUCAUUACUUAAGGAAUUCAGUAGUUAUCCUGAUGCAGUCAAAUACGUCAUGGAUACUUGGGCUGAGAGUGCACAUGCAAAACUUAAAAGACAAUUGGGUUCAUGUCAAGUCUCAUUUCAGGCAUCAUUUGAGAAAAUACACAGUCUGCUUGAGUUGCAACACACUGAUAUCAAGGAUUCAUUUGAGAAAAGUCUAUCUGUUGUGCAACAUCAAUUUAAACCUUCUCAAUUCAGGGAGUUACGGGGUAAUGUGUCUAUCUCUGCAUUGAAGUAUUUGCUUGUAGAGAGUAAGAGAGCCAAUUCUAUUGGUAUUAAUGUUGAAGCUUGUGGAUGCGGAAAGGAGAAGGUGAAUCCGAAAGGGAAGGCAUACAUUACUAGAACAGUGAAACCUGGUGCAUAUGUUGAUGCUCUCCCUGCUGGGUUGAAACCAUACAUUAAGUUUGUGAAGGAUGUAGCUACAGAUGGGAAUUGUGGUUUUAGGGCUAUAGCUGCUUCAAUUGGUCAUACAGAAAAUGAUUGGGCUCAGGUUAGGCGUGAUCUAUUGGGUGAGCUGCACACGCACAAAGAGGAAUACAUUACACUUUAUGGGUCCUAUGAAAGGUUUGAAGAAUUGACAAGCAUAUUGUCAUACUUUGAAGACAGUCCUGGAUACUCAAUUGGAUGA
This is a messenger RNA of Camellia sinensis, 1398 nucleotides long. Lineage: Eukaryota; Viridiplantae; Streptophyta; Magnoliopsida; Ericales; Theaceae. The record is from RefSeq and is a predicted model, not a curated record.